ACAGCACGACAGGCCUGUUGUCACACCACAGCUUUUCUGCAUGAACUUCCAUGACGCAACAAAAAGUUCGAGAAACAAUAGCUUUUACCAGCUGCACGGCGAAAACAGUAUUGCCAAUGCUAUCUCCAAAUAAGUAGGUUGGGCUCCUCCCUCGUGCGGAGCUGAAUUUGAUAUGGAGGGGGAGCGCAAGCGAGCAAACGGGAGAGUAAAAGUUUGUAUCACUUUCUGAUAAAAAGCUCGCUUGCACACAGUCGAGUCCGUUGUAGCAGGGAAACAAGAAGAUGGCGCAGCACCGCUGCUGUGCCACGUCUCGAUGUUCACGGAAAAUAAGAAGAAUUUUGAGUGCCUGGUCAAUAUGCGUCUUUAUGCCUUACGUUUUUCUUUUUCCUCCUUCUGCCGAAGCCGGACUCUACACACCUACCGAUCAAAUUGUCAUCUUAAACCCGGAUACUGUGGACUCCGUGUUAUUUAACUCCUCUUCGGCUCUGGUGGUUGAGUUUUACGCAUCUUGGUGUGGACAUUGUAUUGCGUUCUCUCCCGUAUGGAAAAGUCUGGCAAGGGAUGUCAAAGAGUGGAAGCCUGCUGUGGACCUAGCAGCCAUAGAUUGUGCAGAUGAGGUGAACAGAAUGACCUGCUUCAGAUUUGGCAUCACGGGGUAUCCCACUCUUAAGUUUUUCCACGCUUACUCAAGAAGUGAGUCCCAAGGACAGCGACUCAAAGCGCCCCCGUAUGAUGUGAGGGGGUUGCGGCACCUGGUGAUUGACACAAUGGAGACGCACGAAGAGACCUGGCCUCCUGCCUGCCCCCCUCUGGAGCCUGCCAGCAAAGCGGAGAUCGACAACUUCUUUGAAACGAACAGCGGGGGGUACCUGGCCCUGGUGUUUGAGGAAGCCGGUUCAUACGUGGGGAGGGAGGUGACGCUCGACUUGCUCCAAUACGAGAACAUCACAGUGAGGAGGGUACUGAGCACAGAAGAUGGUCUGGUUUCCAAACUGGGUGUGACGGAGUUCCCCUCGUGCUACCUGUACCGUCCCGGCGGGAACUUCACCAGGCUCGGCGUGGACAUUGAAGCUCGCACCUUCUACUCCUACGCCCUCCAGAGGCUUCCUGGGGUAAUACGGGCCGGAAAAUCGCUGACGGUGGUCUCUGACCUCCACGAAAAUACCACGCAGCAAGAGUGGAGGCCAUUCAACAGGACCCGUGUGUACAUGUCGGACCUGGAGUCAGCCUUGCACUACUCCCUGCGUGUGGAACUGGCUGCUCACCCCGUGAUCAGCGGAGAGGACCUGACCGCUCUCAAACGCUACGUCUCCGUGCUGGCUAAGUACUUCCCUGGGCGGCCGAUGGUGCAGAACCUGCUGCAGUCCGUGGACGCCUGGCUGAAGGAGCGUGGGGACUCCGAGCUGCUCUACAGCUCCCUGCAGGACAUGCUGGAUAACACCGGACAGAUACCCGAUGCGGUCCUGCCUGAGGGGGUGAAGUGGGUGGGAUGCCAGGGGACCCAGGCACAUUUCAGAGGGUACCCCUGCUCCGUGUGGACCCUCUUCCAUGUGCUGACUGUGCAGGCCAUGAAGACCCCAGGGGCAGCGCCGCUGGAGGUCCUCCAGGCCCUGCGGGGCUACGUGCACAGCUUCUUCGGCUGCCGGUAUUGCGCCUCGCACUUCGAGACCAUGGCGCGGGAGAACAUGAACCAGGUCCGCUCGCCGGCCACCGCCGCCCUCUGGCUCUGGUACCGCCACAACCGCGUCAACAACAGGCUGGCAGGUGCUCUGAGCGAAGACCCCAGCUUCCCCAAGGUCCAGUGGCCUCCCCCGGACCUGUGUCCCCGCUGCCACACGGUGAAGAGAAACGGCGAGCACUCCUGGAACCAGGAGGAGGUUCUCCGAUUCCUCAAGGAGUACUUCUCCUCCGAGCGCCUCCUGCAGGACUACCUGGAGGGCGAGGCCCAGCUGCUGAGGGAGCAGCGGGAGAAGCUGGCCGCGCGCCGGGAGCAGGAGGCCCAGCGGGGGGCCGACGGGAAGGGGGAGGGCGGCGGCGGCGGUGGGCGAGCGGAGGAGGGGCGGGAGGGAGAGGAGGAGGAGGAGGAGGAGGCCGAAGAGCAGGGCGCGGCUCCGGCGCCGGGGGAGAUGGCGGGGCUGCGGCCGGCGGACGAGCCCUGGGCCUCGGAGCUCCCGCCGUGGGGCUGGCCGACGCCCGGCUCCGAGCCGGCGGAGGCGGCGGCGGCAAGGCGGCGGGCCCAGAAGCCCAGCAUCGUGGGCCUGAAGCCCCGGCAGCCGCGCGAGGACAUCGUGGACCUGGACUCCUUCGUCAACCAGCACUACAAGGCCAAGGCGCUGCGGGCCGCCGCGCUGGCCGGCCGCGUUCGGAGGCGGAGCCUGCAGAGGAAGGAGGAGGCGGAGCCGCAGCCCGUGGAGCCGGAGAGGCCGCAGGAGCGCGGGCUCCCCGGGAGGUACGCGGGGCUGGAGGAGGAGCGCGGGGACGGGGGCCCGGGACGCAAGCGCUGGACCUCCCUGCUGAGCGUGGGCUUCUCCGGCCUGGACCUCAGCCUGUGCCUGCUGCUCUACUUCAGCUCCUGCAUGUGUCUGCUGGCCAUGUACCUGUACUUCAGGCUGCGGCUGCGACUGCGCAGGGCCAAAGUGGCGCAGCCCUAAGCCCUGGUUCCCCCCCCCCCCCCAUUCCCCCUGUCUGCCCUGAUCUGAAGCCUAAUCCUCCCUGUUCUCCCACCAUCGAACCCCACAGAAUAGCACAGAAUCGGCCCAGAUACCUGUAAACACCACGGAGCCUCCGUGCUCGAGCGUGUCGGUGUGGUCCUGGUUUACGCUGAUGUUGCGCUGCUAACCCCAGCUGAAGCUGCGCUCAGAAUCACGUUUGUGGCCACUUACGAAUACACGCGAGUGUCUGGUUUUGCUGCUGUUUUCAAAAGAUGAAAUGAUUUUAUUUAUGAUCGUAACUGGAAAGGAUCGCUAGUGCUCAUAAUUGUGAUUCAUAUUUAUUGUAAUUAUUAGGCUUUUAAAAAUUUUAUAUCAUUACAACACGUGUUCAAUUUUUAACUGGAUCAGUAAAAAGUAACAUACUCAUUUAACGUGAAAAACAUUCUCAAACAGCAGUUGACCCUUUUACUCGCAAGCAUACAGUAUGCACACUAACACAGGUAACUUUGUCACCCAAACCUGUACGUCUCACUGCGAGCUCCUUUCAAGUGUGCGAGUGGAGUAUGCCGUUUGAUUGAAGGGGGGCAGGUGAUGUCACAUUUUGCAUCUACUGUAGGCCCAUAACAAUGUCAACAUGGGCCCCUCAUUGGAUCCAGCCUGCAGCGUGGUUAAAGGCUUUUAAUGCCACUCUUGAUUUACUCUGCUGGAAUUUCACAUUAUAAUCAUUAAAACCCGGUUGUUGAUCGAAGGCCAAUAGUGUACUAAAACGGAUUGAACCUUCGAAGCCAGGUUUUUUGAGCCACAUCAUACCCUGCAGACAUACGUCUCGGUGAACUCCCACACUGAAGUGUGACUGAUCAUCUGUUCCUGGUCUCUCUCAUGAAUAUUCAUGUUGGCUGACUGAUUGAUCGUGACUUCCCAGAAGCAAGGGGACUGCUGAUGUCCUUCAGUGGCUUUGCACGAUGAUGAACAAGGGUUACCGAGUGCUGUGCACAAAAACACAGACUCACAGAGGGCUGUCAUCACCAGUGCAUACCCUCGCCCCGCUCAGAACUAUGAAGAGAUUUUGCUUUGCUAUUGAAAACCUAAUAAAAUUAUUUUUGCUAAUAA
Anguilla anguilla (European eel) is the source of this 3761-nucleotide messenger RNA. RefSeq names its product quiescin Q6 sulfhydryl oxidase 1 (gene qsox1). The transcript is spliced from 12 exons. Gene Ontology annotation, biological process: protein folding. Gene Ontology annotation, molecular function: protein disulfide isomerase activity; flavin-dependent sulfhydryl oxidase activity. NCBI's taxonomy places the organism in Eukaryota, Metazoa, Chordata, Actinopteri, Anguilliformes, Anguillidae. Gene Ontology annotation, cellular component: Golgi membrane. The record is from RefSeq and is a predicted model, not a curated record. Bases 282 to 2651 code for a protein of 789 amino acids.